Vairimorpha ceranae is the source of this 1281-nucleotide messenger RNA. RefSeq lists its product as hypothetical. NCBI's taxonomy places the organism in Eukaryota, Fungi, Microsporidia, Nosematidae. Bases 1 to 1281 code for a protein of 426 amino acids. The record is from RefSeq and is a predicted model, not a curated record. The transcript has a single exon.
AUGCAUAAUCUUAUGGAUGAACACGAUUACAAAAAAAUGAUACGAUUUAUGAAAAAAUCGUAUCAAUCAUUUUGUAAAGAAGUUGUAGAAAUAACAAAACCUUUUAUUGACAACAUAGAUUUUUUACUAGUUAAUUUCCCGUAUUUUAAAGAAAUAGAAAUGGUUUCUAAAUAUUUUAUGACACAAAAUGAAGACUUUAAUCAUGUAUUUAUAGCAAAAUUUUAUUCAUUUUCAAAUAUAAUUUUUUACAAUCCCGAAUUAAUUUGUGAAAUGGACAAUUAUGAUAGCAUAAGCGUAAAUAAGUUAAAACUGUGGGAUGGUGUAUUAGGAAGGAGUGGAAGAAAAAAACUUAGAAGGUCUUGGGUUAGAUGUAAAGGAUUAGAGACUGAUGAUACAGAGAUAUAUACAUUAAAUGAUAAAGAAGUGGUACUGAGAUUAUUUUUUGAUAUUAUUAACUAUCAUUUUAAAAAAAUGAAAAAGGUUGUUUUAGAUCAUAUUAAUAUAAAAAAAGUCUUAGAAUAUUUGUAUAUUGAUGAUUCUCUUAUGGAUAGAAUAUUAAAUAUUGAACAUACAUCAAUUUUUAAAGGUAUAGACAAUGUAUCAGAAAUGUUUAUAAAAAGUGAAAAAUAUAAUUUAUUAGAAAAAUAUUAUGAAAAUGAACAUGAUGUAGUAAAUGACAAUCUAGACACUGAUAGGCUUACAUAUUUAUUUUUAAUUAAUCCACAUUUCUUAGAGUACAAAACUAUUUACAAUGUGUUAAAACUUAAAGCGAGACAUAUUCCUGUUUAUGAAAAUUUUAUAUUAAAAAGAGGAGAUUAUUAUUCUGAUAAGGAGAUGAUUUGUUCUGACACAAAGUAUUAUCUUUAUUUAUCACUUCUGAAUAUUAACCCACCCGAAGUAUUUUUUACUUUUCCUUUAGUCACUGAAAAGAUGAUAAAUCUUUGGUUCUUAGAUGCAGAAAAUGCUUUCAUACUUUUCAAUAAUUUUAAAUUUAUAGAUAAAGACAUUUUGCAUUCAAAAAUUUUUGAAAGAAUACAAAAUGCAUACAGGAAUGGUCUUAGUGAAAGUGUAAAGAGUAAGCCCAAGGUGAAUACUAUCUUUUCAUUUUGUAGAAAAUUACUAAAAAAAGAUAUGCUCUCAUUUAUUAGCUAUCACGAGACAGAUAAAAUUAAUGAAUAUAUUGAUGAAUGUUUCGAUGACUCUUUUAUGCGGUAUAUUUGUAAACUUGUUAUUGAUGAAGUCCCUGUUCUAAAUAUUUUUGAAAAGCAGAGUAAAGAGUAG